AACCAAGGCCCAAUGGAGAAAGGACCAAACACCAGGCGACUUGCACCAGAUGUUCUCCCAAGCCCCUUGCCCUUUUCUUCUUUGUUUCCGUUCACGAUCGAGUUGAUUGGUGGUUGGCGAGUGAGCGAAUCUUCGUUCCUCUUCGCCUACUCACUUACACUACUUUUUUUUUAUCAGAAGUGGGAUUUGGGAACACAAUGCAUUGAAGUGUCUUCUCGAUCUCCGUUCAGUGAGUCUCCAUUGGAUCCUAUUGAGAUGAGCCCCCAACGUACCCCAGUGCCCCCUUCUUCUUCUUCUCCAUCUUUGUUCAAUCGCACAGAUCUCUCUGUUAUUUGUAAGUAUUUCUCAGAGAAAACUGUGGACGCUUCUUCUCUCUCUCUCUCUCAAGUCUGAACCAAAUCAAACCAUAACCCGUCUUACAAACUAGAUUGAAUUUAAUGUAGAGAACCCAUUACGACGGAUCUAUUACAAACUAUUCUCUGUCUCUCUCUCUUUUUCUUAUUGAUUUCAUCUUUAUAGUUACAAAUUCGGUUCACUUCUCUGAUCGAGAUCUGUUUUUCUAUUUGUUGUUUGGGCUGGUUAUGGUUGACGACAUCUUGGAGGAAAACCAAAUAGAGAAUGGAUGAAGAAUUCAUCAUCUCAGUUGCAGAGAAAGGGAAAAAAGGGUAGUGGGGGAAAAAUCAAACUACUCAAUCUUGGCAAUGAAGUGUCUGAACCCAUCUUCUUUUCCGGUCUCAAGUUCAUGGCAUCUAUUCGCAGGUAGUUAGGGUUUUUGGGUGGAUGGGGAAGAAGAAUUAUUAUAUUUGGAUUUGGGGUGAAAGGGUAUAAUAGAAAAUUCAUAGCAUGGUAAAGGUAUUUUAGUCUUCAAAAAAAAAAAAAUCUAUUAAGCCACGUCACAAUAUAACAGCUUUUUACUAAGAGUUGAUAAACAAUCAUCUCCGAAGGGUAUAGUGUAAUAGUCAAUUUUACAGGAGAUGGUUAUAAUAUUAAAAUAAAGUGCAGGGAGGAAGAAAUUUGAAGUACUCAAUAUAGAAUUCAAGUCACAUCGUAAGUCAAACACGGCUUAGAAAAUUCCCAUUUCAACAAUGAAACACCUUCAAGGAUACUUCGAAGCUUGGAAAAAUCGCAGGGCAUGAGUGUGACCUUAAUCGGUCCGAAGAAAUCACUAUAUAGGCCCCGUUUCUCUAAUCAUUCUACUUGUGAUAAGACUCAAACCUCAAUCCUGAGGUAGGGAAGGGCAACCCUCAUUUCUCAACUGAUUGAGGUUCAAAGAAAAUACAAGUAAAUUUGAGAGAAAUGAUGAUGAUGAUGAUCCGCUUCCUUUUCCUCUGCAAUUGGUCUCUUCAUCUUCUGCAACAAUCUGUUGGGCACGAGGAUGACUGCAAGCCUUCACAGUGUUCUGGGUAUGGACCUAGUAUCGAAUUCCCAUUCCGAAUAAAGGACCAACAGCCUGAGCACUGCGGAUACCCACUUCCAGGGUUUGAGCUGAUUUGCAAAGAUGGAGACACCAUCCUACGUCUUCCAUCUGUUGGGGACUUGCUUGUUUAUGACAUCUCCUAUUCAUCACCACAGAGCAUAUCAGUCAGAAAACAUUGCUUUGCAGAAUUCAUCCUUGAUUUUGAUUCUAGCAAUAACUCAUCAUCAUCAUCCACAUCUUCUUCUCCAUUCCAUUACUAUUGUAACACGAAGAAUUACACAUUCUUUACCUGCACAACUGACUCCACUUACGAUAGGGGCAGCUUCUAUCAAGUGCCCUGUUUGAGUAACGUGUCACAUACAGUUGUCUUCAUUGAAUCGUCUUCUGACCUGGCAUCGUUGUCGGAGUCCUGCAACUUCAUGGAAACUGCUGCACUUCCAUAUGGGCAAUAUGAAUAUGUCUAUGGAAAGUAUAUUUGUGACCUAGGUCCUUACUCUCCCAUUGACCUCUAUAGUUAUGACACGCGUUUGUGUUUGAUAUGGGAAGUGCCUGGGUGUAACUGCAGAGAGUUAGGAGAGAGAUGCAGAUUCAAGAACAAAACCACUCAGGAACUGGGAUGUUUCUAUGAGAACGAAUCUCCUCCACCUUGGUACCCCAUCUCUUAUGGUUAUGACUUCACACCGUCAGGUUCCAAAGGUGAAUUGGCAAAAGAUGUUGGCAUAGGAGUAAGCACAGCCUUGUUGGUUCUCAUAGCAGCAACACUAGUUUCUAUUAAGGUCUACAAGUCACGGAAAUUGGCAAACGAGAAAGCAAGAGAAGAUCAACUCAAGGUUGAGAAAUUCCUGGAGGAAUACAAGUCUCUUAAGCCCACCAGAUACUCUUAUUCUGAGAUUAAGAAGAUGACGAAACAAUUUAAAUGUAAAAUAGGACAAGGAGGCUAUGGCAGUGUGUUCAAAGGAAAGCUCUCAAAUGGAAUUCUUGUUGCUGUAAAGAUCCUCAAAGAAGCAGCUAGUGAUGGAGAUGAUUUUAUCAACGAAGUGGGCACCAUCGGUAGGAUUCACCAUGUCAAUGUGGUUCGUCUUCUUGGGUACUGUGCAGAUGGAUACAAGAGAGCAUUGAUCUAUGAAUUCAUGCCCAAUGAAUCACUAGCAAAAUUCAUAUUCUCAGAAGAUGCUAACAACCCUCUGCAACACUGGGAGAAGCUUCAGGACAUUGCAAUAGGUAUAGCAAGAGGAAUUGAAUACCUACAUCAAGGUUGUGACCAGCGUAUCCUCCAUUUUGAUAUAAAGCCUCACAAUAUUCUACUAGACAAAAAUUUUAAUCCCAAAAUUUCUGAUUUUGGGCUGGCAAAGUUAUGUGCCAAAGGGCAAAGCAAUGUAUCCAUGACAGCUGCUAGGGGAACAAUGGGUUAUAUUGCACCUGAAGUAUUCUCUUGGCACUUUUCCAAUGUUUCAUAUAAAUCAGAUGUCUACAGUUUUGGGAUGUUGUUGCUUGAAAUGGUGGGAGGAAGGAAGAAUGUAGAUGCCACAGUGGAGCACUCGAGCCAACUAUACUUUCCUGAAUGGAUUUACAAUCGUCUAUAUCAAGGGGAAGAGCUGGGUUUGAGGAUGGUUGCAGAUGAAGAUGCUGAAAUUGCAAGGAGAUUGACCAUUGUUGCAACUUGGUGCAUACAGUGGUACCCAUCAGGUCGCCCUUCAAUGAAUACUGUGAUUCGGAUGUUGGAAGGAGAAAUUGAUAACUUGGAAAUGCCCCCUAACCCCUUUGUUUCAACAGCUCCAGGGGAGGUAGAGGCUGAGGCAGGAGUCUUAGAGGGAUCACAAGGCCCAAAUUUAGCAGUCAUCAGUGAAUACUAGUAAAUAUAAGUAAUAAAGAGUAUGAUAAGCUCCAGGUUAAAGUAUAGCUUCAAAUGAUCAACUAGGAAAAAUAUGCAAAUCACUUUUCUGGUAUUCUAGCUAGGAUUUAUGUUUGUUUCUUUCGAAAGUGAGAUUGCAAUUGUGCACAAUUGGUAGCUUUUAGGUUUUGGAAGACAUAAUGUGCAAUACAAUCAACAGCCAAUUCUUAA
Messenger RNA from Macadamia integrifolia, 3479 nucleotides. RefSeq names its product rust resistance kinase Lr10-like. NCBI's taxonomy places the organism in Eukaryota, Viridiplantae, Streptophyta, Magnoliopsida, Proteales, Proteaceae. Bases 1297 to 3270 code for a protein of 657 amino acids. The transcript is spliced from 4 exons. The record is from RefSeq and is a predicted model, not a curated record. Gene Ontology annotation, molecular function: ATP binding; polysaccharide binding; protein kinase activity. Gene Ontology annotation, biological process: protein phosphorylation.